Drosophila serrata is the source of this 3312-nucleotide messenger RNA. RefSeq lists its product as uncharacterized. Gene Ontology annotation, molecular function: protein binding; monoatomic cation channel activity. The record is from RefSeq and is a predicted model, not a curated record. Gene Ontology annotation, biological process: calcium ion transport. Lineage: Eukaryota; Metazoa; Arthropoda; Insecta; Diptera; Drosophilidae. Gene Ontology annotation, cellular component: plasma membrane.
CUUAAAACCCAAACAAUUGCCCUACACAAGUUGCUAUUUCUACCGAGCCAGAGCAUCCUUUUUCAAAUCCAAUCAUAAAUUCGUAAUUGCCAGGAUCAGUUCGUUUUCGGAUAGAAGCAAACUAUUGGCAGCUGAAGUGCUUUGGAAUAUCACGGUGCGAAAGCCACCAGAAGCUGCCUGUAUGCCGAUAUUCUCUUUACGCUUUUGCGAGGAUCCCGAUUAUCCUUUGGCCUAUUGGAGCAAGAGUCACAUCCUUUUUAUGGCAGCUGUAAGCGGUGAUUGCAGGAAUAUCCGGUAUGGCCAAACCCGAUGGGAUUUUUAUGAUCUGCGGGAGAAAAGUAAGGGCUGCCACAUUACAUCGAUCUCCUUAAACAUGUUGCCCAAACUGAACAUUUCGUGAUGAGUCUGCCUCCUUAUGGUGAAUAUAAAGCUGGUGUCAUAUUAGUAUUACGAGCCUGUGUCAUAAUAAAUGAUGUCCCUGCUGUAGCUCGUUGUUACCUGAGGUACACCCCUCCUAAAGUUGAUGUCAAAAUUGUGGGCAAUGAGUGGCGUGAAGUUAAUGUUCGCAAGAAAACUACACUCGAUGGGAGUCAGACCAGAGACCUCUCUAGGCCGUUUGUAGACUUUUCCACUAAGACAUUUUUAUGGAGUUGCAGAAGCAAGGACGAUCCGAGGAACAGAUAUUGCCGUUCACAUAUGUCAGACAGACCCGUAAUACGACUACCGGCGAAUGUCCUCAGGAAAGGAUCAGAGUACUUGUUCACCCUGGCCGUGUCCUCGCGAGAGAACCCUGGAUUCAUACAGACCGCCAGGCAGUUUUUAAUGGGUGUUUCCAACAAAACAAUCACUCUUAAUAUCAGGUGCAUAAGUAACUGCGACUAUGGAGUGUUCUCCUCGGAUGAGAGUGUUCAACUUAGAGCAGAGUGCCAGGACUGUACUCAGCCAAUAGUUCGAUAUGAAUGGUGGUUGAAAACAUUGGAAGAGAAAUUGGAAUCAGAAUCGGAAUCGGAAGAAACCCUGUUGUCGGAGUCGCAAUUGGCUGUUUUUUACUAUGACUACAAAAUACUUUCCAUUCGACUUAGGGUGGGGUUGAGAAGCAACAUGUCAGCGGAAGCCUACUAUACACUUCGCAGAAAUGAAGGCCCCAAUGGAACAUGUACUGUUUCUCCAUCCUCUGGCAUUGAGGCUGUGACCACAUUUGAGAUCAAUUGUAGGGGUUUUAAAACAGAAUUUGAACCCCUUUAUUAUCGCUAUGUGACGCCAUCAACAGGCAUUAUUGAACAAUCACAAUUUGCAAGAUAUGAAACAUAUCUAACAGAAACGGAAGAGAUUGAAGUCUUAAUUUGCGAUGUCAUUGAUAAGUGCACUAUUCAGACCUUAAAUGUGAACGUAAAGCCGUUUAUGUUUAAGAAAAUCAAGGCUAAGCCCAAGCAGAGGAUUACAGCAAUUCUUCGAAAUGUUAAGGAUUUGAUAAAUCGUGGUCUUUGGGACAAUGCAAUGAGUCGAUCUUUAGCGGCCGUUACUUAUACUAAGAGUGCAAAUGAUGGCAAUAUAAUAUUUGAUAGUCUACUGAAUCAGGAGACCGUCUCGGGUCCUCAGCUUGAAAGACUCGCAAUUCUGACCACUCAAUUGAUUAACUACUUGAUAUCCCUCGACUAUGAAGAUGUGCGUCUCCUGGGACGAAUCUUCAAGCAAAUGAGUCGCAUCUUUAUGGUAAUUGUGUCACAGCGUGAGGAAGUGCAUCCGGAUGCUUAUUACACACUAACGGCCAUGCAUAUGUACUACAUCUCCACUUUGGGAGUACAAUCAGAAGCGUAUUCGGUGGCCAUGUGCUCACCCUACAAUGCCGAGUGUUUGUAUUUUGAGAAAGUUCGCCUAAUGCAUCGGAAUAUUGGAUUUGAUUCUUUGAUCCUUUAUAAAAUUAACCAAUGGAUGAUGGCCACAUGGUAUCUCUACAAAUGUGUAUAUUUCCUAGGCAUUUUGGGUAGCAGGCAACAGAAUCCAUAUCAUGAGGCAUUGUCUGUGCGACAGGGUGGCAUUUCGUAUCAGAUGAACUUGACACAGGUAAAUGAUGGAUUCAAACCCCUCAUCGUAAAAACCAUUGAUAAUAGUCACAUAAUAAAGCUAUCGGCUAAACUUCUACAAGAGCUCCGAACGAAACUGAACCAUGAUGAGGUUCUGUUCCAAAUCAUCUCACAGCGUAAUCAUCACCAUUUGUACUGGUGGUAUCCAUACCCAAUGCCGGCAAAAACAAAUGUACUUAUAAUCCAUGCAUACAGUCGUAAUGGAUAUCUUUGGUUUGGCAAUAAGUCACGCUUGGAAAACCCUGUAAUAUACAAGACAGACCUAAGCAGGUUCAGUGAUAACGAAAACUUUAACGUUCUGACAUCGAAUGGUAGUAUAGGCCAUCCCUCGGAGAUGCACUUUUAUAAGAUGAUGCUGGACAACAAGGCCGUGUUGGCAGUGAGGAUUGUAAACGUUUCUGAGCCAAUUCAUAUAAAUAUGCGAUUGCAUAGGCGUCCAACGUCCCAGGAACUUGAAAAGCAUCGUUGUAUUAUAACUCCAAAGAUGGGGGUCUACAGAUUUGGCAACAUUUCCGCAAAUCAAAAGCUUCAAAACUACAUGGCAUGCGAUGGUACGCAAUUUAAAUUUGAUCCAAAUCGUGAAGUUAAGGAAGAAAUACUUUUGGUGAUAGUGACCGGGGGACAGGAGUUUGCGGGAACCACUUCUAAUAUCAAUAUUUAUCUAAAGUCACCACGUCAGCCGCAGCAUAUGUAUCAGAUAAUUCAGGAUCCUGGACAUCCGAGAUUGUUGAGGAACACCACCAAUAAGAUGCAAGUGCCGAGGGGUUACAUUAACAUACCAACUCGUUUGGCCUUGGGCAUUGAUAGAAAUGGACGUUAUCCUUCGUGGUAUUGCCGCACCAUAACCGUUAUCGAUCUGGAGCUAAAGAGGCAUCAACUGUUUGUGGUUGAAAGAUGGAUUGAAAGGGGUCACACGCGUUAUAUACGCUCCAAGUACUUCCCCAGGGGAGGCCGAGAGUUCAUACCUCAGUAUACAUGGUGGAAGCGAUUCCGGAAUAGAUUUGAGCAAUUGUACUACAAUUGGUUCUGUGAUAAUCCUGUCACAGGACCCUGGCAGAGUAGCAUUGGUGGCUGGACCUUGAACCGAAUCGAACGAACCGCUGUUUUGAUCAGUAAAUUAGCCAUUACAUUCACUCUGGCACUCCUUAGUCCUGUAAGCCAAGUGCCCAUGUUUUUGGUUUACACCGAACUAAGCCCAACUGCUCAUGUGGAACGUCCUCGGGAGUAG